Messenger RNA from Rhododendron vialii, 2204 nucleotides. RefSeq names its product GDSL esterase/lipase At4g10955-like. The transcript is spliced from 3 exons. Bases 794 to 1816 code for a protein of 340 amino acids. The record is from RefSeq and is a predicted model, not a curated record. NCBI's taxonomy places the organism in Eukaryota, Viridiplantae, Streptophyta, Magnoliopsida, Ericales, Ericaceae.
GUCAAACCGCCCAAACUCACCCCCACGGCCCCCCCGCCCUCUUCUCUAGCGACUCCCGGUCUCUUAUCCGGCGAACGCUGUCGAUCUGAACGUAGUCUAUCUAAAACGAGAGAUCCGAACAACGCCCUAGCCUGUGUCAAAACAAACGCCAACAGUACCUAUCGUUCACCAGGUCACCUGCAUUACGGUCGGAAACAAAAUCCUAACCUUCAACAACACCUCUCUCAGCAUAAACCUCCUUCCGGCUACAAAGCGCGUACAACGCACUCGUGGAACUCAAUCUCGACAAAAACGACACUGUCACAAUGGCACACUCGCUCGCCUUGCUCGAGACGUCGUAUCCGCCAUCGACCUGAGCUUUCCGGCGAGACCUUAGAGAAUUCAUAUCUCUGCUUUUGGAUUUCCAUGUAAAAAUUGGUUCGAACUUCCUUCUAAACGUGUAUCUGUACUUCGCAUACAAGGGAAGUCCGAAGCAAGUCCCGAUCGAAGUGUUUCUAUUCCAGCCAACUACGGCAGAGAAGAGGCCAGGAGGCGGCGGUGCGGGGGGGGGGGGGGGGGGGGGGGGGGUGGGGGUGGUGAGUUAGGGCAGUGGAAAUUUUGGUCAAGUCUCUGGGCAGAAAUUUCAGUGGGGAGGGACAGUGGUGGGUCCUCUUUUUUAUGCCACGUUGAUGGUUGUGCAAGAUCUAUUCCUAUGUCUUCUGCAGUACUCAAAGAGAUUUCGAUCGAUUUGUGAGUUAUCAGCUGGGAGACAAAAAAAGGCCAGGGGAGCUUAGGGGCUAUACUAUUACAAAUAAUGGUCACCCAAAACAGAAGUUUCAACCCCUCAGGACCAUUAUACCUGACCGCUGUUGAUUGGAGAAACCCACAUCACCGUAGAUCCGCUGCUGCUAGCUUGGUUCAGGGAGUGUACAGUCAAGAACACGACCGCCAGCAGAACCGCCAAGGCCAUCAAGCACGUGCUCCUCCCUGGUGGGACUUCUUCAAUUUUCGGUUAUUCCGCGUGUUGGUUGACAACGAUGAUCACUCAAUUUUUGGUGCCAUUUACGAGUUCAAAUCCCCACCUCCCUACGGUCACCACAAUCCACUCCACAUCCCUCCAAGAUACGUGGUUGCCUUCCGUGGCACGAUGACCGGAUGGGAGACCAUGUCACAGGACCUCACGUUGGAUCUCAAGGUCAUUCGGAAUACGCUGGAACAGAGCGCCCGCUUUCAGCAUGCAAUGCAAGCUGUGCAAUACAUGGUUUCCACAGCCGGAGCCCCAAACAUGUGCUUAGCCGGACAUUCCUUGGGUUCGGCCAUGGCACUGCUAGCUGGAAAGAACAUGGCUAAAAUGGGAUGUUUUCUGGAAACAUAUCUCUUCAACCCUCCGUUCAUAUCCGUCCCAAUAGAGGUGGUGACCAAAACCGAAAUAUUGAAGAAUGGGAUUCGGAUCAUGCGCAGUGUUACGACAGCUGGAGUUACAAUUGCUCUAAACGCUCUACGUCAAAGGCCUCAAACAGGUGACUGGUUUGCUGCGUUGUCGGGGUGGAUUCCGUACCUUUUUGUGAAUCCGUCCGAUCCUAUUUCCGGAGAGUAUGUUGGGUAUUUUGAACACAGGAAGAGGAUGGCGGCGAUUGGAGCCGGAGCUAUUGAAAGGCUUUCUACAAGGAAUUCAAUAUCAGGUGCAACUGAACCACUGCAUCUCCUUCCUUCGGCGUAUCUGACUAUUAAUGGGAGCCCCGUUCAGGGUCUUGGGCAGGCGCAUGGGCUAGACCAAUGGUGGAAGCCGAAUAUUCAAUGCCGGUCCAAGCUUCACCAGUUGAUCUCAGGUAAUUGAUGAUUUCUGUACUGUACGUGAUACUUUCUUCCGGGGAGAUGUUGUCUUGAGAGCACAUUGCAUAGUUUGGUGUUUUCUUUGGUGAACUUUUUAUGUUUCUUUCUCCUGAACCGUAUUUUGGACAUGGAAAAUAAGACGGAAAAUCUUGACAGAUCGUUAGCCGGAAUGUUUGUGAAGCUGUAAAAAUCUGUUGUUUAAGGUACUACACUGGGAUGUUCUCUACUUCUUUCUUGACGUACUGGUGCAACCCACUUUGGCAUGACGUCCUAGGAAAUUUUUGAUGUAUUAAUUUUGGUCACAAUGUCCGGUGAUUACAAAUGUGAGGUGCAUGACAUCCUGUCUUGCAUCGUUGAAAUGCAACGCUCAACGUAGUAUCCUCUUCGCAGCU